CGCACACACACGAAUGUACAUGGACCCUGACACCGUCAUGGACACGGACACAGAAAACACAGCACUUUGUCCCUCCGGCAGCUGCCAGGCCUCCCCACCAGAGACACCUACACCAGUGCAGGAAGAAAUAGGAUUACCAGUAGGAAGCAGGGCCUCUUGAUGGAAGGAAAGACAGCCUCCUCCAGCCCCCUGGGCCAAAGACCAAGUUUGGGAGUGUGCCUGUGUCAGUUUAAAAUAAACAGAUGCCACACUACUGAAGAAGCCAGAGAAACUGUUGGCAGGGUUGGAUCAGAGUGGGCUACCCCCUGUCCCUGGGGUCCCCAGACGAAGAGGCAGUAUGCCUGUUCCCUAUAAGCACCAGCUGCAUAGGGCCCAGGCUGUAGAUGAACUUGACUGGCCACCUCAGGCCUCAUCUUCUGGCUCCUCUGACUCCUUGGGCUCAGCAGAGGCAGUCCCUGCCCAAAAGGAUGGCAUCUUCAAGGUCAUGCUGGUAGGGGAGAGUGGUGUAGGCAAAAGCACCCUUGCAGGCACUUUUGGUGGUCUCCAGGGAGACAGUGCUCAUGAGCUGGAGAAUGCAGAGGACACCUAUGAGAGACGCAUCAUGGUGGAUAAGGAGGAAGUAACUUUAGUUGUUUAUGACAUCUGGGAACAGGGAGAUGCUGGGGGGUGGCUGCGGGACCACUGCCUUCAGACGGGGGACGCCUUUCUCAUCGUCUUCUCGGUCACCGAUCGACGAAGUUUCUCCAAAGUUCCAGAGACCUUACUUCGGCUCCGUGCUGGAAGGCCCCAUCACGACCUACCUGUCAUUCUCGUUGGAAACAAGAGUGACCUGGCCCGCUCCCGGGAGGUAUCACUGGAGGAGGGGCGCCACCUGGCCGGGACGCUGAGCUGCAAGCACAUCGAGACGUCAGCCGCGCUUCACCAUAAUACGCGGGAGCUCUUCGAGGGCGCCGUGCGCCAGAUCCGGCUGCGGAGGGGCCGCGGUCGCACCGGAGGCCAGCGGCACGAGUCGGGCAGCCCCGAGGGCCCAGCACCGCCUGCGCGCCGCGAAAGCCUCACCAAGAAGGCCAAGCGCUUCCUCGCUAACCUAGUGCCGCGCAACGCUAAAUUCUUCAAGCAGCGGUCCAGGUCAUGUCAUGACCUCUCUGUGCUCUGAGCCACUGUCGCCAUGGCCACUGCAGUCGCCAUGGCCACGACGCCGUCCGCUCGCCCCCUUGCCCCGCCCUCGUCCGGCUUCCUUUGUGGACGCCGUCUAGGAAACCAAAAAUUCCCAGGAUGCCCUGGUGUGACCACGGGGGAGGGGCCGGUGGGCGUCACCUCCACCCCAACCACCACGCGUUCCCCGGCAGUUCGGCGCCCCUGGACCUGGAAGGCGCGGACACGGACCGCGGGCUGGUGGCUGGCGGACGUGCGCGCAGCGGCCGUGGGCGGGGCGGGUUUUGGCGGGUUAGGAAGGAAAACAGUCCUGCAAGGUUUUUUUUUUUGUUUUUUUUUUUUAAUUAAGUCGCGCUUGGUCACCUCUCCUGUAGAGAUUCUAGACACAGAACUGGAAAAGUGCUCUGUGGACUCCUGGACGGAGUUGACUUCCUUCGUACGCUGAACAUGCCUCACCUUUAAGAGUCUUAAAGAGUCUUCUAGAGACUUCCGAAAAAAUGUUCAGGCUUUUAUCUGCCGCACUGGUGCACAUUGCCCUUAAGAAGUUCUUAAAGGCAAGGGCCUGGGAGUGUUAUUCUUGAUAUUCGAUUCGGUGAUUUACCGUUAUCACUGCGACGCUUCACCUUUAAGAUUAUUAAAGAUAAAGUGUGGACAGAUUUUCUUCUGCCUUUACAUGCCAGAAUGGAGAGCCCAGUAGUGGCAAUCCUUUUGGCCAGCCCAGCCCAGGAGGCACUAGCAAAGGGCCACCCUGUCGCUUUUCAAUAAAGAA
This is a messenger RNA of Sciurus carolinensis (gray squirrel), 1924 nucleotides long. RefSeq names its product RRAD and GEM like GTPase 2 (gene Rem2). Bases 338 to 1156 code for a protein of 272 amino acids. The record is from RefSeq and is a predicted model, not a curated record. Gene Ontology annotation, molecular function: calcium channel regulator activity; GTP binding; GTPase activity. Gene Ontology annotation, cellular component: plasma membrane. The transcript has 6 exons. Gene Ontology annotation, biological process: negative regulation of high voltage-gated calcium channel activity. Lineage: Eukaryota; Metazoa; Chordata; Mammalia; Rodentia; Sciuridae.